GCCUGCCUUUUGUGGCCCUGCCGAAGCUGAGCCGUAGUUCAGUAGCAUCGUGGUAACCAUGUCGCGAUUGCCAACCAUCCCAUCCUGUGAAUCCGUUCACCUCCUUGCCGUGGAGAAGAACCAAAAGGGUUUUUUGUCGCCAGUAGGCACGGAUGACGAAUCUGAAGAUGGCGAGACUGAGACAGAACCCGGUCGACCAUACCGAUCAGGGAGUGGAUCAUGGCACCGCCAACUAAGUCCAUGUUCCGUCCGCUCGGCCGCCUCCUCUGGGCGCCUCUAUGCUGAGCCUGCGCAGACUUUGAUCUUUUUGGACUGGGACGACACCAUUUUCCCAUGCACCGAGAUUUUUCAGAAGCGCCACUACAGCCGAAAGACCCGGGAGUGGACGCAGCUGCCAGUGGAGCUGGAGGAGGACCUCAGCGAGUGGCGCGACGCGGCGGCGGAGUUCCUCCGCGCCGCCUGUGGCGUCAGCGACCGCUGCGUCAUCGUGACGAAUUCGAAGCCGCCCUGGGUGAUGGCCUGUGUGGAGCAUUUCGCACCCAACUUGAAGCCUAUUUUGCAAGAUCGGCCGCAAAAUUUGAGCAUCGUCUAUGGCUCUGAAUUCAUGAAGCCAAAGAAAAAUGCCAGCGAUUUGUGCAGUGAAAAAGCUGAAAAUCUUAUCAUCAAAUUUCUGCAGUCAUCCUUGGGCGGAUGCUUCUCGGAUUUCACCGCGAAAGUGGUGGAAUCCAUGCAAGCGAUGCGGCGCCAUGCGCCGCGACCGCCCUUUGAUUUGACGGAGGCCAAGCUGAAAGCCAUGACCAGCGAAGCAGAAAACUUCUAUUCGCAAUAUCAGGGGCAGACAUGGAAAAACAUCAUCAGCCUCGGCGACAUGGCCUACGAAUACGAGGCGGUCAAGACGUUGACGGCCACCAGAGGUGUCUUUGCACAACUGGCAGCACCGCGGGAGAGGCUACGGACCAAGUCCGUUGUGCUGCUGCCAUCGCCUUCUUUGCACGGAUUGACCCUGCAACUGCGCAUUUGGAGCCAAGUGCUUCCCUCCAUCGCACGUUUCGAUGGAGACGUCGACAUCGACGUGAGCCAGAACUUCGCCCCCUUCCAGGAGCUGGCACGAGCGUUGCAGCUGCCAACCUUGGCCAAGUUGCAGGUUCCACAGGUCUAUCUUCAACCGAUCUCGCAGCAAUUCUUUGAUGAAGAUUUCAUGAAUGAGGAGGGAAGUCAGUCAGCAGCCAAUGAGUUGUUGGAUCAACUUCCAAUCCUCUUGCAUGAUUCUUUCAUAUGUCCGCCCAAGGAAGGUUUUCAACAUGUAGCUUAAAAGAUGAAACAAGAAAUAGAUCUGAAUAUAACUGGCUGGUGGUUUUGAAGAUUGAUGUUUGUUGUGACCUGGCAGUUGUGC
Molecule: messenger RNA, 1393 nt
Organism: Cladocopium goreaui
Lineage: Eukaryota; Dinophyceae; Suessiales; Symbiodiniaceae
Source: the annotation of a GenBank genome assembly